CCGAGCGCACGCUGCCCCUCCCGGGGUCUCCCAUCUUUAGGUCGGGCCACGUGGCCCCGCCUCUCGCCUACCACUCGGGCUGCGGUCCCUUUAAGUGCGAAGGUGGGGGCGAGGAGGGUUUUGAAAAGGGGGGGGAAAUGCUUUGCAAGAUGGCUGCUCGCCGGUCACGUGUCCCGUCGCGGCGCCUGAUUGGUUCCUCGGGGCCCUCAGGGGGCGGGGCCGCCAGCGGCUCCGGUUUGCCGAAACCUCCCGGCGCGCCCCUGCGAGGUCCCCCCUCCCGCCCGGCGCGCGACCCCGCCGCUUCGAAUGUUGUGAAUCAAAUGUGGGGUUUGUUACAUUCCGCCGCCGCCGCGGACAGUUCUUAAAGGGCCAGCCGCCGGCAGCUGCGCACCGCCGGCCGCGUCCUGCGCCGCCUCCCGCUCCCCGAGGGCCGGGCCGAGAGAGGCGGACCGCGCGUGGGCCUCGCGAGGCGGACGCCGCCGUCGGACGGACAACAAAGAGAGAGGGCCCCGGAAGGAGCCGGACCGCCCCCGGACCGGGGGGUGGGGAGGGGAGCACUUUGUUCCGCCGGGCGGGGGGCUCUUAAAAGGUCCUGGCUGCCCCCCCCCGCCCCCCUGCCCUCCUGCCCCGCGGUGGCGGCUACUUAGGUCGGGAACAAAGGACUCAACGUGUGAAGGCUUGCGAACCCCAGCCCCGCCCCGCCGCCCCGCCGCCGCCCCUGAUGAGACCAUGGGCAUUGCCGGCGACUAGGUGGUCCCCGUCGGUGCCGGUGGGUCAGCCACGGUUCCCUGCAGAAGCCGGCCUUGGGAAAGGUAGCCCCCUCCCCACCCCCUUCCCUUCCCCCAUGGGUAUCCCCCCCUCCAUCCUCCUGGGGCCUCGGCCUGCCCAGGACGAGCAGCUUCUGUCCCCCCAGCAGCUGUCGCCCCGGCCAGUCUGCCCCCGAGAGGAGCGCCGAGCCUCGGCUCCUGCCGGCGGGAGCCCGCGAAUGCUGCACCCAGCCUCCCAGCAGAGCCCGUUCAUGGUUGAUCUCCACGAGCAGGUGCACCAGGGCCCCGUCCCUCUGUCCUACACGGUCACCACGGUGACCACCCAGGGCUUCCCCUUGCCCGCCAGCCAGCACAUCCCUGGCUGCAGUGCCCAGCAGUUGCCAGCAUGCUCCGUGAUGUUCAGCGGGCAGCAGUACCCACUGUGCUGUCUCCCACCCCCGCUGAUCCAGACCUGCACGGUCCAGCAGCUCCCAGUGCCCUACCAGGCGUACCCCCAUCUCAUCUCCAGUGACCACUACAUCCUGCACCCCCCACCGCCCGCCCCGCACCCGCAGCCCGCCCACAUGGCACCCCUGGGGCAGUUCGUGUCGCUGCAGGCUCAGCACCCGCGGAUGGUGAGACUCGGGGCAGGGAUGAGGUGAGGGGGGCAGUUGGGGGUCCGCCCCCUGCCUCACUGACUCCAGCCCUUACAGCGGCUGGACAGUGAUGUGGACCUGCGGGGCGACCAGCACCCGCUGGGGGGUUUCCCCUACCCCACCUCAGCGCCGGGCCCGGCCCUGUCGCCGUCGAUGCCCCUGCAUUACCUGCCUCACGAUGCACUGCACCCGGAGCUGCCCUUCGGUGUGCCGUAUCCCCACAUGGUGCCCCGGAGACUGAGCACGCAGAGAUACCGCCUGCAGCAGCCGCUGCCCCCACCACCCCCACCGCCGCCCCCUCCACCUUAUUACCCCAGCUUCCUGCCCUACUUCCUCUCGAUGCUGCCAAUGUCCCCCACAGCCAUGGGGCCCACCAUCAGCCUGGACCUGGACGUGGACGACGUGGAGAUGGAGAAUUAUGAGGCCCUCUUGAACCUGGCGGAGCGGCUGGGAGAUGCCAAGCCGCGGGGCCUCACCAAAGCGGACAUCGAGCAACUCCCAUCUUACCGCUUCAACCCCGACAGCCACCAGUCGGAGCAGACGCUGUGUGUUGUCUGCUUCAGUGACUUCGAGGUGCGGCAGCUGCUCCGGGUUCUCCCGUGCAACCACGAGUUCCACGCCAAGUGUGUGGACAAGUGGCUGAAGGCCAACCGGACAUGCCCCAUUUGCCGGGCCGACGCCUCCGAGGUGCCCAGGGAGGCUGAGUGAGCCCCCUCCCCAGGCCCCCAGCUUCCCGGGAGCACCCUCCCCAAAGCAUGGGGACCCGGGAGGAGGGGGAGGGGGCGGCUCAGGCCUGCCCCGUCCUCGCCCCCCCCCCCCGCCCCCGCCUCUCCUCGGCUGACGGCCGGUUGGCGCCUCCUUUGCAAUAAGCCCCUCCAUUUGCCAAGCUCCAAAGACUCCUUCCUGUCGGCCUGCCCGUCCGCCCCGUCGUCCCCGCCAGAGCUGCCGGAGUGUGGCACCCCCACGCCCCACGCCCCGCCCCCUGCAGCCUGUAGCUCCCACCUUCCUGGCGUGCACGCCCUCACGCACGCGCACGGGAAGCCCCAGGAUCCGAGACCCCCCCUGCCAUGCCGUGGGUGCCCUAGCCCCGCUGGGGUCUCGGAUCGGCAGAGAUGGGGGGUGGGGGCCCGUGCCCCCGGCCGCCAGCCGUCUUGGCGAAACCGGUGAGGCACGGGACAGGCACGCACACGCCAUAGCCUGCCGCCCGCGGGACCCCCACACUCGCAGGGCUGCCUAGUGGGGGGGGGGAGCACUCGCCCCCCUCCCCCCAGCGCCACAUUCCAGCUCUGCUGCUGUGAGCCACCUUGCACAUGGGGGGCCCGCGGGGGAGCAUGACUUCCGGUUUACUAGGGAGGGUCCCCCCCAGCCGAGGCCCCUCCCCCCGUUAUUAUUUUGCAUGAAAGUGAGGCACAGCUGUUUCUGGUUGAUUUCCUUGGGCCUGAAAUCACUUGCAGGUUUGGGGGUAGAGGUGGCAUUUUUUUUUUUUUUUUAGGCUGUUUCAUUUUUUUUCUAUUGAAGGGGACGGGGGUCACUCUAGGGACACACCCAGGACCAAGUACCCCACGGGCGGGGUGGCGACAGGCCUGUGUGCACCACUGGGGCCCCGCCAGGGGGCGGGGUUGGGGGCUCAGGGGUGUCUGCUCAGCUGAUAACUGCCACGCCUCAACACAGCACACGGCCCCCAGGGCCGGCCCCCCCCCCCCCCCCCCGAGCCCACUGGCAGCUCAUCAGGGCACUUUGCAACGCCCAGGUGAGGCUCCUCCUGGGAGACUGGGGAGGUAGGGGCCCCCCCCAGCCCCGCCCCGCCCCCCGCCCCCCCAGGUCCCACCCCUCCCGGGUCUGGAGGGACACCUCCGCCUACCUUCUGCCCGGUGGGCCCUACUGGCUUCCAUCUCCCUCCUCCCCGGGGCCCUGUUGUCUUCCUUCUCUACCCCAAACUGGGGGUCAGCGCCACCCCAAGCCCUAGAACGGACCGCGUGUGGGGCCGGCACAUCCUAGCAAGGAGCCCGUCAUCCCUCCCUCCUCCCCCGCCCCCCCUUCCUGGCUCCUGCUGCCUCAGGGAUGCUCCAACCACCGUCGUUCUUCCCCCAUAGCCACCCUGGCUGCCCCCACCCCCUUUCUCCAGAACCCGACACAUAACCCCCCUCCCCCCCCAGCCUGCCACGGGGACGGGCUCCUCCACCUGGCCACGCUCCCCUGUGGAGAACACAAAGUCUUAUACUGUAUAUAACUCCAGGUGACUUUCUAUAUUUAUAGCAGUGUUCAAACCCCCCUUCCCGAGUUUUACACCAAGAGCAACACCCCGACCCCCACCCCCCUCCCGGCCUAGCUCCCCUCCCCCCCAAUACACACACUUCUUUCCCCCAGUUCAGCAGUUCUGGGAGGACAGGAGGGGGGGGUGCGCGCGGACAACCCACAGCAGCACGCAGCAGCUACAACCAGGACGCCAGCAAGGGGUCCGAGGAGGGGGGUGGGGCGGGGGGGGGCCAGGGGGGUAAUGGGACCUUUGCAAGAAAAAUCAUUAAAAACUCCGAUUGCUCAAAACAAUUCCGUAGGAUGUUCGUGAUUUGCCAAUCUUGCUCUAGAGGCGAUGUUACCUGUGAUACUAUUCUCUGCCGUCGGGGCUUGUCACUGUUUACUCUGCGAAACUUCCGGCCGUGGGGAGGCGACCCAGCCCCACGGGGGCCCAGCAUCCGCGUUGUGUGUUAGAGAGGUUUUUUAUAUAUAUAUAUAAUUACAUAUAUAUGUGUAUGUAUAUGUACGUAUAUAAUUACAUGUGUGUAUAUGUACGUAUAUAAUUACAUAUAUGUGUGUGUAUAUAUGUACGUAUAUAUAUAUGCAGUGGGGGGCCUGUUCCUUGCACAUUUUACAGUUACCUCAUUUUUUCCCAUGUAUGUAUUUGAGAAAAUGCUAAUAUAUAGAGAAACAAACAAAAAAAUGGUUCUUAAAGCUUAAAUGUGUGGUUUUUUUCCUCCGUUUUCUUGAUUCCCAUAGGUUUGUAGCAUUUAACCUAACUAGUAUGUUGUAUUAUAUAUAUAUGUGUAUACUGAUUGAAAUUUUUAACAGAUUUGUACUUUUUUUAAAAUGGAAAAGUUGCUAGUUCUGCUUGACCAAGUAGUGCAAUCAUUAUUUUUUUUAAUAUUGUUGCUGAUUUCAGAGGGAUAUUCACUAAUAAAUGUAUGAUGUAUUAUUAAGUAUUUAUCAAGCUGA
Molecule: messenger RNA, 4612 nt
Organism: Sorex araneus (European shrew)
Lineage: Eukaryota; Metazoa; Chordata; Mammalia; Eulipotyphla; Soricidae
Gene: RNF44
Product: ring finger protein 44
Exons: 10
Source: RefSeq, a predicted model, not a curated record